CUGUGAGAUGGUGCUGCAGCAGAGCGCGCUACCGUAACGGUCCAUUUGCCACCACGUGCACCACGUUGUAUGGGAGUUCUAAGGCCUUGCUUGUGGUUACUUGCUCCUGAACGAGGUUGACAUAUAUACCUCGUGGUUGGCUUGUGGAAUUUUAAAUUCUUUUUGAAAUUAAUUUGUUCUGCUGUCAUUUCGGGCUUGUUAUGUUUUUUGUGUGAUGUUUACUGUGAGAGUGAAUCUGUAAAUCUUUCUGUGAGAGAACAAAUAGACAGGACAAUGGAUCUAUUUGGUGGUGAUAAUGGUGAAGUCCAAUUUACAAUAAAUGAAAAAUAUGCACAGAAUUAUGAAAAAUGGCGGUCAAGGGAGUUCUCACAACACUGGAAAGAUGUAAAUGGUAAGAAAAUAAACGGCAAGACAGAUGACAGAAAUUCUGAUUCAGAUGAAUCGAGUUCAGAAGAUGACAAUGUAGAUUAUUUUGAUAAACCGUUCUUAAAAAUGAUGGCAUGGUUGAAAAGUGAUGAUCCUAAUAAAUAUGAUAAAAUUGAACAAUUUGUUCCUUCUCCUAAUACUCUCCAAAAAAAAUCAAAAAAUAAGAAAGACAAACCCUUUGUUUUGCGGGACUAUGAAAGAAAUCUUAUUGUGGAAAAAGGCGGCAAACUUAGUGAUGAUGAAGAAAUGCCUGAGAGGGAUCCCCGUUCAUCUUCUCCCACUUAUGUUGAAGAACAGAAGGCACUCAAAAAUAGUUUUAAACAAGUUCUGGAAAAUUCAGAUUUAGAAGAGGAAGAAGAUAUUGGCAACCUUUUUAAGAAAAAGCAGAAAACAAAAGAGGAAAUUCAAAAAGAAGAUGAUGAUUAUAAAGAGUGGUUAAAAGGUCGUAAAAAAGAAUUAAAAGAUAAAGAAACUGAAUCGGAAUUGAAAAAUUUACAUGAUUAUUGGACUGAUCCUAAACUGGAUUCUGAUGAAGUUUUCCUCAGAGAUUAUAUUCUGAACCAAAAGUAUUUAGAAGAACCAGAUCAUCAACAUGCAUACCAUGAAAGUGCUCAUGAUUCUUGUGAUUUGGAUACUAAUACAAUAAUGGAGAGUAGAAUGGAUGCUUUUGAGAAAAAAUACAACUUUCGUUUUGAAGAACCUGAUCCAGAAUUUAUUAAACGCUACCCUCGCAAUGCAGAAUCUUCAUUACGUCGCAAAGAUGACCGAAGAAAAACAAAGAGGCAUGAAGUACGGGAAAGGAAAGAAGCUGAAAAAGAGGCAAAAAGAGAAGAAAUUAAACAACUUAAAGCAAUAAAAAGGAAAGAAAUUUUGCAUAAAAUAGAGCAAAUUAAAAAAAUUACUGGUAAUGAUGAUGUUAAUCUGCAAGAUGAUGAUUUGGAAGAUGAUUUUAAUCCAGAGAAACAUGAUCAAAAGAUGAGGGAGCUAUUCAAUGAUGAUUAUUACCAAGUAGAAGAAGAAGACAAACCAGAAUGUCCAGAGCUUGAAAAUGAGCUUCAAAUAGAGAACUGGGAGGCCUGGCGAGGACAUGAUGACCCAGAUGCACAAUACGAUGAAUGUGAAGGUGAUAAUUCAUGGGGUCAUCCAGAUAGUGAAGCUCCAAACUUCAAUAUGGACUGUGACUAUGACCCCAAAGCAGAGUUGCAGAAUGAAAUCCUUAGCAUGACAAAGAGCAAAAAGAAGCAAAGAAGGAAAUCUAAAUUUGCUGCAGCCCUAGCCAAACAAAAGCCAGUCUUUGACCCUAAUGACAAAAAAUUUGAACAGUACUUUGAUGAAUAUUAUAAAUUGGAUUGUGAAGAUAUUAUUGAUGAUAUACCAUGUAGAUUCAAGUACAGGCAAACAACUCCCAAUAAUUAUGGCUUGACUGUGGAUGAGAUUUUGAGGGCUGAUGUAAAAGAACUGAACAAAUGGUGUUCUCUAAAAAAAGUUGUAAAAUAUAAGCCGGAACAUGUUGAAAAAUAUGAAGUACAAGACUACAUAAAGCGAGGAAAUAAUGAAGCCCUAAAGAGAAAAAUAUUGCCCAGCCUUUAUGUCAGGAAUGAAUCUGAAGAUGCACUUGAUGUACAUUCAGAAGGAACAAAGAUAAAGAAAAGCAAGAAGAGAAAAUUGCAAGAGAAUGAAAAUGAUGAUUGUGAAUAUGAGCAUGUAAAGAAAUAUAAUUUUUCAGACGAAACCGUGAACAACAGUUCUGCAGAAAAUUUUAAGAAACAAAAGAAAAAGAAACAAAAAAUGGAGAAGGAUAUUAAUAGAGCAGAAGAUUAUACAUCAGGCAACUUAGAUGAGACCAUUAGUAAUUCUCCUAAGGCAACAGUUAAACCAAAGAAAUUUAAAAAAGAAAAGAGCUUGAAUGAAGCACAGAACCAUCAAAGUUCAGUAAUUCAGGAAAAUAGAAGAAAAUCAAAGAAAAAGAAAAGCAAAUUUGAGACAUCUGAUUCUAACAUCCCAGUAUCAGAUGACCGCUUGAAGGCCUACGGUAUUAAUCCAAAAAAAUUUAAAAACAAAAUAAAGUAUGGAAAGAGUCAAAACAACUGGAACUAAAAAUAUUUUAAUAAAUUCCCUUAUCAGAUCUUAUUUGAAAGAUGAAUUUCAAAAUAUGUAUUUUAUUCUAGUUAAAUGCUAUAAAUAAAUAAAUAAAAUAUGUUUUUUAUGAUGUAUUUAUUAUAAAUCAAUAUAUGUGGGUAAAACAAAGUAAAUAUAUAAGUGUUAACUGAAAUACUAAAUUUCUAUAAAGAAUAUUCAUCAUAUUGAAUUUCUUAUAUUUCAUUUAAUCAGAUCAGUCUCCUCAUAAAUCGCUUAAAGCAGCUUUAGCAUCAAAUUCACAUUGUAUGAAAGAUUGUCAAUAUAAUAACAGAGCGCCCAGAUGUAUUAGGAAAGGUACUAAAUCAUAUACAUUCGUGACAAAGAAUCCAGAUUCCAAUUUUCAGUUAAAAUGAAGAACAUGAAGAUAAUACUGAUGUUGGUGUAGUAUAGGGUAUUUCAAAAUAUGUUGUCUUUUAGGCUUGCAUGACUAAUUGUAGUUGAUCAAUGGCUUUUGCAUCUCACUUAUUGUCGCUGGAAAUCCAAAAAGAAUCAAGGGCAGUAUUGACUUGACAACUCAAAUAUUGUAGAAAUACCAAGAAAUAUUUAUUAAUAUAUCUUCACAUCUUCUGAAUCCUGUGAAUUUAGAACUUCAUUAUAGUAUCAAGGGGUCAUGAAUGGAACAUUUAUCUACUACUUUUUAGUAUAUAUACAGUCUUAAUUACUUAAAGAAAAGGUGUUGCCAGAUAUCAGUAUAAUUUUAAUCAUAAGAUCUUUUCGGUCACAUUAUCAGAGUUAUCUGAAUAUUUAUACGUGAUUAUUGAUUAGAAUAUAUGAAAUACAAAUUGAAAAAUGGAAACAUUAUUAACAAAAAGUUAUGUAAUGUAUUAUGGGAGAUGCUUUAGCAAACUGGAUCAGACCUUGCAGCGUCUGGGCAGAAAACGUGAGUUUUGCAGAUUUGGGGAAGUGCGAGUUGUUUAAGAGGACAAAGCGGCGGUUGGAAGAUGAAAGAGGCCGAUUUGGGGCGGUGUGGCCGAAGGGUCGAGACAGGUGAGGCUUGUGGUGAAGGCGGGAGGAGGGGGCCUCGGGGUGGAGUUAUACCCAUUGGCUAAUUUUAACACAUUUACACAGUGUUUUCUGUGUGAGUGGUGUGGAAAAUAGUUUUGAGAUCGAAUUUCUUAAGUGUAGUGGCUAUUUUAAGAGAAAGGGCAUACGAGCUGGUGAGGUAUGUAGCUGUAAAGUUUUUUUUUGAAUGCGUGUGAGUGUGGUGUUUGUGAUGUGAGUUGUUUUUUUUAUUAUUGAAUUGCCAAUGAUAUUAGUCAUAUCCAUUCAUCCUGGCUAUAUGUAUAAUGGUGUUUAUUCCUUUUUUUGUUUUUUCUGGAGACAAGGGUAUUGAAAUUAACUGAUGUACUGUAUCAUGAAAGGCUGCUUGUUUGUAUGAGGAAGGGUGUUGUGAAGUAUUGUGUAUGAUUGUGGCAGUGUGGGUGGGUGAAUAUAUUGAAUUUGUGGUGGUCCUGUGCUAGCGUGAUGGUAACAACAAGGAAGUUAAAACAGUAGUGUUUGUUUUCUUUUUCAGUAGUGAAUUUUAUGUUGGGGUGUAAGAAGUUGAUAUACUGUGUAAAAAUAGUAAAUAGUAAAAACUUUUAAGUUGUCUGGUAGUGCCAAUAUGUCUACAUAUCUAUACCAGAGAUUUUUUUAAAACGGAUGACCAGAAGCAAAUAACGUACUUUCUCAGUUGUCCAUGAAUAUUUUGUAAUAUCUUGAAUGAUACCUUUUCAAUAAUUGGGUCUAAUUAUGAACGUGUUCUGUUGAUUUGGG
Messenger RNA from Gryllus bimaculatus (two-spotted cricket), 4320 nucleotides. The record is from the annotation of a GenBank genome assembly. NCBI's taxonomy places the organism in Eukaryota, Metazoa, Arthropoda, Insecta, Orthoptera, Gryllidae.